Symbiodinium necroappetens is the source of this 1887-nucleotide messenger RNA. The record is from the annotation of a GenBank genome assembly. NCBI's taxonomy places the organism in Eukaryota, Dinophyceae, Suessiales, Symbiodiniaceae.
GAGCCCGCUGCCUGGAGCCGGAGGCCCAGUGGGGAGGCCCCAAGAAAGAGGUCCCGAGCCUUCUACAUCCAGGCAAAGGACACGGCUGACAACUUGCUGAAGAGCAACCAGGAGGUUUUCCAGGUCACUUUCAACGGGCCCGUGACCUUCACGGUGGUUUCAGCACCAGUAAACCCGGAUGCCAUGGAUGGCCUCUACAAAGUAGAGUACCUGGUGAACAGGGCUGGCAACUACCGGUUGUCUGUGGCUCUGAACGGCAUGCCCAUCAAGGACAGCCCGUUCGAAUUCGUUGCACGACCGGGCAGGGUGGCCUCCGAGUGGUCCACUGUCCAGGGGCUGGGCAGCAUCGAGUUCACCGCGGGCACGGAGUCCGAGUUCGUCGUCCAGGCCAAGGACGCCUACGGCAACGCCCUGGACGAGGAGGUCGGUGAGGUCACCGCCUCCAUCGAGUGGGAGAACUACGACUCCCCCACGACCAUGACGGUCCUGGACGACACGCCGCUGAACAACGCCGAAUUCGGGAGGUACUUCUACGGGAGAGCCAGCUACAUCGGAUUUGGCCAGUAUGACAUCAAGUACACGGCGCUCCGAGAAGGAACUCACAAGCUCUUUGUCAAGAUCAACGGUGGCAACGUCUACCUGUCGCCCUUCACCUUGAGGGGCUCCCCUGCAGCGGCGCCCUACGGACCCAAGAGCCUGGCCGAGAGCGGGCAGCCGCCGGCGUCGGGCGUGGCUGGCGACGAGAUCGUGUUCCAUGUGCAGCUCCGGGACGCUUACGGCAACCUCCUGGCCUCCAGCCCGGCCGGGGCCAUCAUCGUCGUGCGCGUCAGCUCGGCCCCGCCGGUGAGCCAGGUGGACGAGGGAGUCUGUUCGCCGAGCACCGGUGGCAGCACCGGGCUCUACGAGUGUCGGAUUACUCCCACCGUCAGCGGGGAGUCCGUUCAAGUCGACGGCGUGGAGAUCUCCAAACUCGAGAUGGUGCAGCCGCUGCAGCUCACGGUCACCCAGGGCCCUUUCGCUUUGUUCGUCGAGCCAGCAGCAGUCUCACCGGCGAACACGGCCGUCUACAACGUGCAAUCCAGCUACCUGGCUGGAGCGACCGUGGACGCUCUGGUGCAGCUCAGGGACCGCUUUGGAAACAACCGCACAAGCAGCUCUGCGACGCUCCUCUUUCAGGGGCGGUUUGGGCCAAGCAUCCUAGCUUUCACCGACAACAAUGACGGGACUGUGACAGUGAAAGUGGGCACGCAUCUAGCCGGUGAGCAUCCUCUGCAGAUCACGCUGGCUGGAGUGCAGAUCUCCAACACGCCGACUCCGGAGAUCCCCGUCCUCAGCUCCAUCGCGAGAUUCGACGGCACGGACUGUGCCAUCCCCGCUGAAAUCAUCGCAGGGAUUCAGCAUCCGUUUCAGUGCGUGCCUCGCGACACCUUUGGCAACAAGGUCGUGGACAACAACUUGUUCAUUCAGGCGGAGUUCGUGAACAUGGACGACUCCUCCGCGCCCGUGAUCACCGUGGAUGGCACUUACAGCUUGGUGGAUGACAACUACGACUUUCCCUUGGAGAUCGACAAAGUGGGCGCCUACUCCGUGGUGACACAGCUCUGGGCUCGGGGCGGCCUCAUCGGGCGCUACUACCGGACCCCGGGUUUUCAGAGCCUGGUGUCGCUUCUGACGGACCGCCCGCAUCAGGGCCUGGCCUUGUUCGAGUACACGCGGGUGCGGGACUCGAGUCGUCCGCGGGCUCCCUCGCUGCUCCUUCGCGCCUCUAAGAAAGCCAACUCCAAUUUUGGAGAUUUCCAUGUUAGGGCGUUUUGUCGUUCGAUCGCCUCGCUCGGGCAACUUUUUUGGAGCGCGCAGUCCUGCUCUUUGAAGCUGUUACUGAGGUAG